Cheilinus undulatus (humphead wrasse) is the source of this 1170-nucleotide messenger RNA. RefSeq names its product proteinase-activated receptor 1-like. NCBI's taxonomy places the organism in Eukaryota, Metazoa, Chordata, Actinopteri, Labriformes, Labridae. Gene Ontology annotation, biological process: phospholipase C-activating G protein-coupled receptor signaling pathway; thrombin-activated receptor signaling pathway; positive regulation of blood coagulation. The coding region runs from base 1 to 1170 and encodes 389 amino acids. Gene Ontology annotation, cellular component: membrane. Gene Ontology annotation, molecular function: thrombin-activated receptor activity. The record is from RefSeq and is a predicted model, not a curated record. The transcript has 4 exons.
AUGGCGUACGCCACUAUGGCGUAUAUUUGGUGCAAAAAACCUGAAGAGUCUGGGGGGCUCACUUUUACUGAUCCUUUUGGAAACGUGGAACCCGUCAUACUGAGCAACAUACUCCCAAAUUACGGACAACCCAGAGGACCAGAGACAACCCCCCGUUAUGAAGAUGAUGAAGGCAGGCAGAAUCUCUCAGAGGAGGCAUGGUGGUUUCUAACAGGAUCAUUAUCCACCACCAUCAUCCCGUCCUUCUACACACUGGUCUGCCUCCUCAGUGUGCCCAUCAACAUCUGUGCACUGCUGGUCUUCAUAAAAAGAAUAGAGCCUAAGAAGCCAGCAGUGAUCUACAUGAUGAACCUGGCCUGUGCUGACCUGCUCUUCUCCAUGGUGCUGCCCUUCAAGAUCUCCUACCACUUCAUGGGAAAUGACUGGAUAUUCAGUCGUGCCAUGUGCCGUAUAGUCACCGCAGCCUUUUACUGGAACAUGUACUGCUCCAUUCUGCUCAUCUCCCUCAUCAGCGUGGACCGGCUCCUCGCUCUGGUCUAUCCUAUCCAGUCUUUGUCAUGGAGAAGUCCUGCAAAGGCAGUCAUUGCCUGUGCAGUCAUGUGGAUCCUCUCCUUUGUUGGCUCAGUGCACCUCCUCUUCACUGAGCAGACUUUCAACCUCACAGCACUGAACAUCACCACCUGCCAUGACAUCCAACUCUCACAGCCUUUCUUGUGGUACAAGAUGUACUACAUCACCCUCUGCUUCCUCCUCUUCUUCCUGCCUCUCAUCAUCACCAUGGUGUCCUACACUCGGGUGAUUUUGACUCUGAGUAAAGUCCAACCAGAGCUUCCAGACCACUCACAGAAGAAAAGAAGAGCAAUGUUCUUGACUGCAACAGUACUGGUGAUGUUUGUGCUGUGUUUCUUACCCAGUAACAUCAUCUUCAUCGUGCAUCAGCUGAUGUAUUCUGAAGAAAUAGAAGACCAGGAGAAAGAGAUGAAUCCUGACAGGCUCUAUGUAAUCUAUUUAUUCUGUCUGUGUUUAGGAAGUCUCAACUGCAUCCUUGAUCCUCUGGUCUACUACUUUGGAUCAUCCCAGUUCCAGAAAGAGCUAUCCAGUAUGAUGGGGUGCCAAAAGACCAAGCAGAGCACCAAUGGUGGUCAGUCACCAUCUGUCUACUACCUUUGA